ACAAAUCAGAAGGGAAGCUGAGUUGAUGUGCUGUGAGAGAACGCCCCCUUGUUUGUGAGGGAAGAACAACAGCAGCGGCUAGUAGGAUACACCGUUGGAGAGGGGAAUUAAAGUUGGUCGCGGGUUCAGCACACUCUGCCAGCAGUUCAAGAGGUUUAUGGUCCAGAUUUAAACUGAGACCAUGAAGGGCUUGGAGCUGCUGCUGUUGCUGCUUUUUCUAAAAGAUGUUAGUGCUCAGUGGAAUGUGUGGAUGCCCAGAGACAUUUCAGCCAUGACAAACUCCUGUGUGGUUAUACCUUGUUCAUUCACAUACCCCUCUGGUAUCAGGCCUUACAGGGGGGUCCACGGGAUCUGGUAUUUUGGACACCCCUACCCCCAGCUUUUCCCCCCAGUGGUGUAUAAGUCACGCACAGAUAUUGUUCACGAAAGUUAUAAGGGACGGAGCAGGCUACUGGGUGACCUGACACAAAAAAACUGCACACUGCUGAUAAAAAAUGUCGGCGAGGAACUUUCUGGGAGGUAUUACUUCCGUGCAGACCUGGGCGGAGCAAACAUCUACACUUUUCCUGACUUCACAAAUCUACAGGUGUUGAAUCAGCCCAACAUCGAUGUUCCAGAGGAGAUUGUUAGUGACUUAAGCCUGGACUUGACCUGUUAUGUCCCAGACAAUUGUCCAGACAUGAGUCCAGAGAUCCACUGGAUGUACACAGACUACCUACCCGACCCCGUUUUCACCCCUGACACUGUUGAGGAGAGCAACACUGCUGUACUGUCCAGCACCCUCACCUUCACACCCAAACCCAUGCACAACGGCCAGCUGCUGGGUUGCCGGGUCCACUACCCAAACACCACCUUCGUCUAUGAACGCCUCAUUUCUCUGGACAUCAAGUACGCCCCUCGAACCGUGUGGGUGAAUGUGUCUCAAGAGGUGAUGGAGGGAAGCUCGGUGGUCCUGCACUGUGAUGUGGACAGUAAUCCAGUCCCCACGAUAACUUGGUAUUUUGGUGAAAAAGAGCUGAUGUCGGAAACCGCCUCAAACUCUUCACUGCCCCUGGACAACCUGACCCCGGAGGAGGAAGGUGUCUACACCUGCGUUGGUGACAAUGGCUACGGCAGCAUGAACACAUCCAUGUAUCUGGCAGUAAAUUUUCCUCCACGGGAGCCAAGGAUCAAUGAGUCUCUGACAGCGUUAGAGGGAUCUUCAGUUGCUCUACAGUGCACCAGCAGGGGUAAUCCAAUGCCCACGUUGACCUGGCUGAAGGAUGGGGAGCUGGUGGGCACCAUCACAGCUGAGGAGGGGUCUGUGCUUGAGCUGCACGAGAUCACACCGCAGGCCGAUGGAGUCUACCGCUGUCUAGCCGAGAACGAACACGGACGGGCCAGCAGCUCACUUAACAUUACAGUAGAAUUUGCCCCUGUCCUCCUUGACGACUCUAAGUGCACUAUAGUCCGUGAGGGCGUUCAGUGUGUGUGCAUUGCCUCAGGAAACCCUGAGCCUGUGAUCGAAUUCCACCUGCCUGACCUCAACAUCACCAUCAACAACUCCAACAACCGUUUCAACUACUACAUGCACUCGGAUGGGUACACGUCCACGGGCAUCAUUAAGCUCCAGGACAAGGGUGAAACGGGAAACAAUGGUGAUACCGCUGUCCAUGUGCACUGCAGUAUCAGCAACAUAUACGGCUCCGAGACCAUCCGCUUGGAAUUGCAGCAGGAGAAAAAGUACAUGAUGGCCGUCAUAGUGGGGACUAUCGGAGGUGUGGCGGUCAUCGCCUUCAUCAUCGCAGCUGUGAGAUACGUGGGUCAUAACAAUAAAAAAGAGAAUGGUAACCCUGGGCAGGACGUGGGAUCUAAAGUGGAGAAUCCCUCAAUGUUCUACAGCGCAGUCAAGAAGGACAAACAGAGUCUCAGGAAAAAAGUGCUUAAGACUGAGCUCCUGGGCUCAAAGUUUAACUCCAUCCUAGAGGAAGGCACGGGAGACGACAGUGAUUACCAAUCUGUUGGCCCAAUUGCAGGCAUGGAGAGGCAAGAGCUGAAUUACGCCGCCCUAGAGUUCCUCCAUGGACGACACCGGGAGGGAGGCUUCAGGAGGGCUGAUGGUGACGGCAGCGACUAUACUGAAAUUAAGGCCAAAUGAACCGCGAUUCUUCCCUGAUGCCUUGGCCAAACGGGACACGGUGGCCACUAGGACCCAAUCAUUCCCCAUGCCCCACAAAUUUUCAAUUUCACCCAUAUUAAACGUGGCCUUUUGAGGGGAAAAGAACGGUCUUAAACAGCUAGCGGACAAUGUGCAAUUAUUUUUGUCAGAGUAUGAGGUUUUUGAGCUCUCUUAGUCUUACGUCUCUGAGGUUCUGGGAAUGACACUUUCCCUCACCUGUAAAAUAUACAAU
Molecule: messenger RNA, 2390 nt
Organism: Rhinichthys klamathensis goyatoka
Lineage: Eukaryota; Metazoa; Chordata; Actinopteri; Cypriniformes; Leuciscidae
Gene: mag
Product: myelin associated glycoprotein
Exons: 11
Coding region: 182-2137 (651 amino acids)
Source: RefSeq, a predicted model, not a curated record